AGAGAGGGUACUGUAGGCCCAUACUAUCGCUCUGUCACCAGCCUAUUUUAAAAUGUAUUGAAAAGUGCAAAACUAGAAUGUAAAAGCGUUACACAGGCGACAUCACCGUAAAUAAUAAUGACAGCACCUGCCUGAUAAUGCCUGAUUUUAUGUUUGAUUUGGAGAGGAGAGACCCGCGGCAGAGGCCCCCCGCCCCCGAAACUCCAUGGCUACGGCCUUGGCUAAUUUGUUGUGGGAGGGAUGGUUUUUACAGCUGUAACAAAACCACUGCUUUUGAAAUGCCCACUGCAAAGUCCUGUAAAUUCGUGUCCGCUCUUCUGCCCCAGCACUUUGUGCGUCCGGCGCGUACAGGAAAUAUCAACGCGCACACGCAACAUGACCGAUUAUGAAGAUGCAAUCGCCUUCCUCGGGGAGUGGGGACGUUUCCAGCAGCAGGUGUUCUUCCUCCUCUGUAUGGCCAUCAUCCCUAACGGUUUCGCCGGAAUGUCCAUCGUGUUUGUGGCCGACACGCCGCCCCACAGCUGCUCCAUUCCGGCGGACGUCAACCUCACCGCCGCCUGGAGGAACAGCAGCAUCCCUCUGGAGGAGAGCCUCACCGGCGACCUGGUGCCCAGCAAGUGCUCCAGAUACAGACUCACAGACAUAGUGAGUUUCUCCGAGAGGGGCUUGCUGCCGGGCGUUGAUGUCAACCUGUCUAAGGUGGCAGUGGAGGGCUGCUUGGACGGGUGGGACUACGACCGCAGCGUGUACAUUUCCACCAUCGUUUCUGAGUGGGACCUGGUGUGUGAUAACAAGUGGAAGAAGCCGCUGACCUCCUCUCUCUUAUUCUGCGGAGUUUUCACUGGCUCCUUCAUUUCAGGACAGCUAUCCGACAGGUAUGGGAGAAAAAUAGUGUUGUUUGUUGCCAUGGCGGUCCAGACAGUGUUCACCUUCGCCCAGGUCUUCUCUCCAUCCUGGGCCGUGUUCUGCACCCUCUACUUCAUUAUCGGGGUGGGAAACAUCUCCAAUUAUAUGACUGCGUUUGUGCUAGGAACAGAGAUACUAGGCCCACGGGUCCGGACAAUUUUCACCACCGCUGGUGUGAGUCUUUUCUUUGCUGUGGGCUACAUGCUGCUGCCAGUGCUUGCUUUCUUCACCAGAAACUGGAAAAUGCUAGUCUUAUGCCUCGCCCUGUCAGACUUUCUCCUUGUGCCUUUGUGGUGGUACAUCCCAGAGUCUCCUCGUUGGCUGCUCUCACAGAGGAGAGUAGAAGAGGCUGAGGCUAUAAUCAGACAGGCUGCUAAGAAGAACAAAAUCGAGCCGCCGCAGGUCAUCUUUGAUCCUUUGCAGAAGGAACUUCAAUCUGAGAGGAGGAAGGCACAAAACAUCUGUGACCUGCUCCGUUCUCAAAACAUUCGCUGGAUCUCUGUCACGCUGUGGCUGGUCUGGAACAUCGUGACCAUCGCCUACUUUGCUCUUUCCCUCAACACAGCGAACCUUCAUGGUAAUGCCUACUUCAACUGUUUCCUGUCAGCACUGGUAGAGAUUCCAGCCUACGUUUUGUCAUGGGUUAUGUUUCGCUGGUUUUCCAGAAGACUGAGUCUUUUUUCAACCCUCUUCUUGGGAGGAUUGUUUCUACUCCUCAUACAGCUCGUACCAGCAAACCUGACUUACCUAGCCAUUACACUCGAAAUGAUGGGGAAGUUUGCAGUAACGACAGCAUUUGCUGUUGUGUAUGCAUACACAGCAGAAGUCUACCCAACUGUACUGAGGAACACGGCUUUGGGCGCCUGCUCGAUGGCCUCCAGGAUCGGCAGCAUCGUUGCCCCGUACUUUAUUUACCUAAGAAGCUAUUCAGUUUCACUGUCUUACAUCCUCAUGGGAAGCCUUACAGCUCUGUGGGGGUUGCUGAGUCUCCUUCUGCCUGAGACCUAUGGAAUGCCUCUGCCUGACACCAUCACUCACAUGCAGCACUUCCCUGGAUGUUGUCAGAAGACACUUAAUAAAUGCACAGACAUAGAAGAGAAGGAAAACGCCAAUGAAGUCUCCAGCUGUCCCCUGAACAAGCAGCAGCAGUGACAUCCUGCUUGAGGCAAAUAACUGAACGUCUGUCGUCAUCUGACCAUAUUGUCAAAUGAUACAACUUCAGCAGGACCAAGGAACAUAACAGUUAGCUCCAAAAAACUGAAGCAAAAAUCCAAGUCAUUGUACAUGCUCAUGCACCAAUGCAGCUGUUGCCAUUCUCAGACAAUACAGCUGUUCACUGCUGUAAAAGAUGAAAAUACUAACAGUACAUACAGCUUCUAAUAUUCUGAUACCAAUUUAAUCACAACCAGAGGCCACAGGUGUGGUGAUAUGGAACAAAUGCACCUUUAAUUUCACAUUUACCUCUUGAAUACUAAAUAUUUUGUAUACAUCUCGAUUUCAGAUAGCAUGCACAAUUCAAGUCCAAGCACAAUUUUAUUUACUCCACUUUUUACGAAAAGGUCAUGUAAUGUCAUUAAAUCUUGUUUAUCUUGUACUGACUGGCAUUUUACGACAUGAAUCCUCAACUGAAACAGUAAGGAGUAGGAACGAAAUGCGAAAACAGUGUUUAUUAAUGAUUAAUUCAUGUAAGUAAUGGGUCAAACAAUCAGAGUCGACUUUCGAUUUCAGGAUUUGAAUGUUCUUUUUGAGUGAUGAUCGGACAUGUCAUGCUGUUGGAACAAAACAAAACACACAAAGAAAACAUAAUUUGGUUUAGUUUUCAGCAAAGGGAAGGGUCAAGUUUGAAUAUUUUUUUCACUGCUACCAGCUUUAUUAUAAAAUGAACCCUGCAAAGACUGAAGCCACCACUGACACAUCCUCUCAAGAGCGAUGAUGAUGAUGAUGGUUUCUGCGGUUUUAUAAAAAUAAUUAUCUGUGAUAUUUCGUGUUGUUGUUUUUGUUGCUACUGGCUUGUCUGAAUACUGAGUAUCAGGAAGUUUUGUGUGGGGAAAAACCUCAGGCACUUAAAAUGAAUCCUUUUCCAGCACUUGUCACAACACUACAGUUCGCCAUACAUUCACAGUAUACUGUAAAGUGUUUACUUCAAAUCCACAACUGACCACUGGGUUCAGCUAUGGGAUGAAACAAUAUUACCAGAAAAACAGAACCGUCUGCAGAAAGCCACGGCUGAGACUUGAGCUAAACACAUGCUGUGUGAGGUAAAGCUCUUAAGAUGAAGUAAAACUUGCUGAUUUUGGGCUGUGACAACAGAGUACUUAUAGACUUUCUAACAGCUGAUAUGUUACAAAUUCAGAGUGAGUAGUUUAAUUGACUUUUGUCUUUUAAUACUUCUAGGAUCUGGUUAGUCGACACACUGGGGCCUUAAAUACAUAAGUGCAUCAUUUCGAAUUGUUUGUACAUUAUAAUAAUAUUGACAAAAGAGUUUUCAAAGAUGAAUGCAUUCCUUCAGGGACCCACCUUUCUGCCUUAUGCAUCUGUUGAAUAGUUUGAGGUAGAGGUCGUCUAAAGGUCUCUGGCAGGAAGAAAGCCGCAAAGGCAGACGCAACAGCCAGAGUCCCCAUUAUGAUAUAAGGCAGGUGCUUAAAGUAGAAUUCUGUACAAGGAGAAGGGGACAUUAAGUUCUUUGCCACUGUGCUAAGAUGAAUCCAGGUUAAACAAGCGUCGGUAAUGACUAUUAAAGACAAGUUUACUCACUCAGUUC
Messenger RNA from Scatophagus argus, 3667 nucleotides. Its product is annotated as solute carrier family 22 member 4-like. Gene Ontology annotation, molecular function: transmembrane transporter activity. NCBI's taxonomy places the organism in Eukaryota, Metazoa, Chordata, Actinopteri, Scatophagidae. The coding region runs from base 241 to 2058 and encodes 605 amino acids. Gene Ontology annotation, cellular component: membrane. The record is from RefSeq and is a predicted model, not a curated record. The transcript is spliced from 10 exons. Gene Ontology annotation, biological process: transmembrane transport.